AUGAAGGCCCUCUCUCUAUCUAUCCUUAGCAUAGGUUCCUCGAGCGAUUCUCACCUGCAGGACGACAGGAUGAAAGAGCCUUCCGAAGUUAUCUCUGAUUAUGAUACAGAAUGUGCGAAUGAGGAGUAUAUCAUAGGAUCCAUCGACCUCCUGUUCCGUGAGACGGAUCUAUUCUCGCAUGCAGGCACGUACCCCACCACGAUGGCGCCCCAGAUAGUUCAAUAUGCCCUGAUCUACCGCCACUCGACUAUGGCACCACUUGUGCUGCCUGUCAAAAAUUACGUGAAUCCUUACAUCCAGGUCUGGCUACCCAUGUCACUGUGUGACAACGCGCUAUUCCCGGCACUUCUCUUUUCCUCUCUCUCGCACAAGAGAAUAAAUGACCUGCUUGCGGGCGGCAAAUCGCUGCCAGCAACUGAGCUCAUGAAGCCAGUCAUCGAAGCCUGUUACAAAGAGGCCAUCGGUGCAAUCAACCUCGCUCUACUGACUCCAGGACGCGCCUUGACGGAUGCCACUAUACUGGCCAUUCUGAUGACAGUCGAAAGCCCGUUUUUGAUAAGCUCUGACGGCUGGUUGGAAGAACCGCCCUUCCAGGCGCAUCUACAAGAUCUUCAGUGGUUGAGCGUUCACAGUGCCCGUGAGCCAAAUCUUGGCCAUCAGGAAGGGUUGUGCAAACUUAUUAAUAUGCGCGGGGGUCUUGCCAGGAUCGAGACACCGGGCCUUGCAGCAGCGGCUUUCUUCCGAGUCCUCGUCAAUUCGACUUUGCUCCUGUCAACCCCGCCCCUUCCAUUCUAUCCACUGUCCGCACCUGAUGUGCAAAACUUCAAUACACCGGUCACACAAGAACCACGAUGUGAAUCAACGUGUAUGAUGAUCCUCCAUGCGGCCAGAGUCCACCCGCUGGUCAGCGCAGUGAUGAUGGAAUUGGUCGAUUACUCAACAGCUGUGGAGAGGUAUAUCAGGGGAAGUGCGCCGGGUCUGACAGCGCAGAUCAUGUGCGAUCGACGCAACCUCGCUCAGUAUAAUUUGAUGUCUAUUCCAGUCAUCACUGGUGGCGAGCCAGAAAACGUUCUUUCUGAAAUAUGCCGUAUUGCUGCCAUUAUCUACAGCAUCGGCGUGACGUUCCCUCUAUCUGGAGUCGGGGCACCGUUUGGUAGCCUCGUAAAGCAGCUCAAGCGCAAGAUUCAAGAGAUUCGCCUUUUGGAAGUCCUCAUUUUACAACCGCGAAUUGGUUCUCUUCUUCUUUGGGCCACAACCAUGGGCGCAAUUGCGGCAAAGGGGAAGUCUGAGCGGCCAUUCUUGACAGCUACUUUGUCGAAGUUGAUUCAUCAAUCCGGCGUCGCCCACUGGAGCGAUCUCAAGGCAGGUCUGAGAUCAAUCCUUUGGUUAGACGGUACAUGUGAUUUGGGAGGUAAGGAAGUUUGGGGGGAGGCACGUGCAGUCAUAGAGUCAGUCUCAGAGGCUCCAAAAUGCGAUGACGAUCUUUCAUCGCCUGUCACUGAUACCUCACCUCCAUGCAUGCGGUGCCAAAGUCGCAAGAUCAGGGUCAUUAUUCUGGGUACGGUAGAUGAGGUACCAAAGGACAUUGCGAAACGCCUUCGUCUUAAGCGAGUGAUCGAUGGUUUCUUCCGCGCCGAACGGGGGUUGUGA
Molecule: messenger RNA, 1650 nt
Organism: Penicillium diatomitis
Lineage: Eukaryota; Fungi; Ascomycota; Eurotiomycetes; Eurotiales; Aspergillaceae
Exons: 6
Coding region: 1-1650 (549 amino acids)
Source: RefSeq, a predicted model, not a curated record